UUGCCGUACUUACUUUUUUUCUCAUCUGCUAUUGGAGAAGAUCUUUUCUCAGUCCACGCCACUCAAAGAUCUCCUGAAAGGUGGAAUGAAAAGAGGCACAAUGUUUACUUGCAGAGGACGCACAGAAAAGUUCAUUGUCAUCCAACCAAUUGAAUCCAGGCAGAGAUAAAAGGGCCUUUUUGUUGGAGGCAUGAGGCUGUGUAACCGGGGCGUAAUGAUGCUGAUGACCACGGCGGGGGCCUUCUGUGCCUUCAGCCUCAUGACCAUUGCCGUGGGAACCGACUACUGGCUGUACUCGCGCGGGAUGUGCCGCUCCAAGAACCUGGGCGACAACGAGACGAUCCGCAAGAACGAGGAGGUGCUCACCCACUCCGGCCUGUGGAGGACCUGCUGCACUGAAGGAACAUUCCGAGGCGUUUGCAAAGACAUCGACCACUUUGCAGAAGAUGCGGAUUACGAGCAGGACGCCGCAGAAUAUUUGCUACGGGCGGUGCGAGCAUCCAGCCUCUUCCCGAUCCUCAGCGUGGGCUUGCUGUUCCUCGGAGGCGUUUGCGUGGCGGCCAGCGAGUUCUACAAGUCGCGCCACAACGUCAUCCUGACGGCUGGGAUUCUCUUCGUCUCUGCAGGUCUGAGCAACAUCAUCGGAAUCAUCGUGUACAUAUCGGCCAACUCAGGAGACCCCAGCCAGAGCGACAACAAAAAGAGCUACUCGUACGGCUGGUCCUUCUACUUCGGGGCGCUAUCUUUCGUCCUGGCCGAGAUAGUGGGGGUGCUGGCGGUGCACGUGUUCAUCGAGAAGCACCGGCAGCUCCGUACCGACGGCCGGCCCUCGCUGGUCAAAGCGCCCGUCUCCCGCGGCUCAUCCAACUACCGCAACCGCUACUAUAACAACUGCCCCCGCAGGAACAGCAGCAGGAGCAACCACAGCGGCGGCCCCGACUCUGCCCCUGACUCCCUGCGAGCGUCCCUAGUGCGGGAGGCGUCGCUCUCGUCCGGGGCCAAGGUGGCUGCCCUGCCCGGGUUGCCCCUCCCGGUCGCCUCGGAGUUCAUGCUUUACGCGCUGAAGGACGCGGACGUGAUGUUGGACGGUCUGACGGGUGCGCUUGAAGACGACACUGACAUGUUGCCUGGAAACUGUGGGGCCAAUAGAAGAACCACUCCGGUCUGACAGGAGACAUGAUAGGAGUAUGUCCUCUUUAAAGGUCCCGUAUUUUGGCUAUUCAGACCUCCAUAGAGUGACUCUCUAACAUAGACUUAAAGUAUAAAAGUGUCAAUUGCAUAAAAUAAAAAAAAAACACCUUGGUUGGUCCAGAAAAGGCUCCUCUGACAGCUACUUCUGUUUGACCCAGUUUUGUAUCCACUUUGCCUAUCCUGUAUUUGGCUAAGACCUUCCCCUUCCCUCUGAUUGGUUGCCUCUGUGUAGAAGACCCACUUGUAAAAGCGCAAGUACGUUAUGUUGACACCGCUGGCUCAGGAGCGGAGAGGUAGGCGGAGAUCUUCGCUAGUGAUGUAGGUAAAUGUUAUAAAUUAAAAUGACCUGAUUUCAGGCCUCUCGGCAGAAAAACGUCUGGAACUCAGGAAUGCAUGGACGGUUGUAAUUCAUAUUUCACGUUUACUGAGGCACCAUAAACCCAAUGUUACAUCCCAAAAACUAGAAAAAGUCGGUCUGGUAAAAUAUGGCAAACAUUCAGUAGCACAGUAGGUUGUAGCAAGUGUUCAUCAAAAACGAGACAGAGGUUUUAUGAAUAAAAAGUUUAUUUAAUAUCAUUGUUUAUGGAACAUUAACACAUAGGCAAAUGAAAAAUGUACUUCAGUUAAAAUUUACGGCAAAUAAAAGUGUACCGAUUAUUAUUUUUUUUAAAACAAACAGUUCUUUAAGAUUAAAUGCAAAUGUAUUGAGAUUAAAAGUUAAAUAUAAGUGAAAAUGAGGGUAUAGGUAACAAUAAGUGACAGAUUCUUUGAGUUUAAGGUAUGG
Molecule: messenger RNA, 1975 nt
Organism: Phycodurus eques (leafy seadragon)
Lineage: Eukaryota; Metazoa; Chordata; Actinopteri; Syngnathiformes; Syngnathidae
Product: voltage-dependent calcium channel gamma-3 subunit-like
Exons: 4
Coding region: 191-1168 (325 amino acids)
Biological process (GO): postsynaptic neurotransmitter receptor diffusion trapping; neurotransmitter receptor transport, postsynaptic endosome to lysosome; neurotransmitter receptor internalization
Cellular component (GO): AMPA glutamate receptor complex; postsynaptic density membrane
Molecular function (GO): channel regulator activity; voltage-gated calcium channel activity
Source: RefSeq, a predicted model, not a curated record